Molecule: messenger RNA, 1113 nt
Organism: Oncorhynchus gorbuscha (pink salmon)
Lineage: Eukaryota; Metazoa; Chordata; Actinopteri; Salmoniformes; Salmonidae
Product: protocadherin Fat 3-like
Exons: 6
Coding region: 1-1113 (370 amino acids)
Source: RefSeq, a predicted model, not a curated record
AUGACCCCAAGCAGCCUUCCAAAGUUGGGGCAAAAUGGCUCCCCAUUCUGGCAUAAGGACAACAAAGUCAAGGAGCCUCUCUCCUACGUGGGUCCAGUAGAGAUCAUCGGAAUCGGAGUCCUGAUCUUCGUCAUCUCCCUCCUCCUCCUCCUCUACACUAUCUUCAGGAAGAAGAUCAGGUUCCAGAGGAAGGACUCCGACAGUGGUUUCAGCCAGGAUGGAGGAGGGGCAAAGGAGGGUGUGGCGGUGGGUGGGGUCGGGACGGGGGUGGGCAUGUCUGCUGUAUCCGUGGAGACCAGCUACCUGCUGACAAAGACGGGGAUGGGGUCAGAAGGCAUCGAGUUCAAAGCCGUACGUGUCGCUGCUGACCCCCGACCGCCCGGCACUGCCGAGGUCAGCGUCGGUAGUUAUGGCGACAGAGAUGGAGGUCUAGGUGGAGGUGUGGUGACAGGUGGAGGGGUAGGAUUGGGGCCUCCUCAGGUGAUGGUACGGCCAACUACACACCCGACGACGAUGCUACCUGGUUGGCCUGGCAACAACAACAACCUAGCAAUGAGAGGUAUCGAUGGCGAUAACAUGGCUACCAGCGAGAGCUCUCUCUCUACCAGUCAGAUGAGCAGCUUCUUGUCGUCUGAAUCCUCGCAUCACAUCCUGGGCAGUGCUAGUAGAAGGGGCGUGGCCGUGUGUAGUGUGGUGCCCAAUCUCCAGCCCCUAUCGCCCUGUCACUCAGAACGAAACCCCACCCAUAAAGCUCCCUGGGAGAGGCAGGGAGAGAGGGAUGGAAGAGAGGAGGAGUGGGAGCAGAGAGCAUAUGAACUGGAGAGAACUCAGAGAGCCAGCUCUCCUCUUGUGGAGGAUCUGGUAGAAGAGGUGCCGUGUUUCUCAGACAGUACAUCUGAAGCUCUCUCUCUCAGCUCCUACACCUCAGACUCCUUCGAUGACAACGACAUGCCGACUACCGAUGAACAGGCUCUCAGUGUUACCUUUGGAGGACCACAGGAAGUAGGCCUCAGCGUCCAGAAGGAGGGAGGCUCUGGCACAUCGUCACUGUUGACCAUGUUCAACAGGCGAGUCAGUCUGGAAGCCAAUCCACUCAACACCCGGAACACCUGA